Symbiodinium sp. CCMP2592 is the source of this 2460-nucleotide messenger RNA. Lineage: Eukaryota; Dinophyceae; Suessiales; Symbiodiniaceae. The record is from the annotation of a GenBank genome assembly.
AUGGAGCUUAGCAGUGAAAGCCGGAACCCCUCGGAGCUGGCGGUCAACAGGAUGGUGACGGAAGCUCGAGAGCUACGAGCUGAGUUGGAUGAUGAUGAUGGUGUUGCUGGUUCCGAGAGUUUUCUAGCUGGACCGGGUUCUGUCGCACUGCCUCCAAUGCUGCAGUACCCGGCUGAUGCUCGAGCACCCGUGCUCCCUGAUAGCAGCCGACCAAGUGCAGGUGCAGGUAAGGCGAAGGCCAAACCCAAAGCUCGGAGCCAAGCCAAAGCGGAGCGGCCGGGUGUAGUCGCAAGCAGGAUUCGCAGAGAAACCAUGAAACCAUGGACGACUCUUCAGACCUCUAUCAAGAAUGCAUUGGAGUUGGCUCCAGUGAUGCUCGAAGAAUGCGUUGCAGAGUACGCCUCUGAGGAAGAGGCCAUUGCGCAAGAUAGUUCCUACGGAGUCGUUCGUGCAAGGCUGGCAGCGCUACGGAUGCUGUCGAAUCAGAAACGCGAGAGGCCAUCGGAAGCUACGAGCAAGCCCUUGUCCGACCUCCUGGCGCAGGACCCCUACUUCAACGAGCAAUGUUGGCCUGUGUCUGCCAUCCAGACGCUCGGACAGCUCUCACACAUGCGAGGGACUGUGUUGGAGCUGCAGGGCACGGCUGCCGCUGUGGCGGCGCUGGGCGAGGAACACAAAUGCGCGAUUGACGUCCUGAAAACAGUGGCAACUGCGGUGUGCACUGAGGUGACUUCAUGGCGUAGCAGCAUCAAAUCCCUCAAGAAGGCUCGCGAGCUCGAGGAAAUUUGCGCUCAGCGCGAGGCUCAGAAGGAGGCGAAGAAGGAGAAGCAAAAGAAGAAGAGCGAUGAAGCCAAGGCCGCGAAGGAGUUGGCGAGGAAGGAGAAGGACAACAAAGCAAAGGAAGCGGCAGCAGCGGAAGCGCAAGGUGCUCAGGAGGACGAGGCGGCUCGUGGCGGUGGCGCCCAGUCCAAGAGAAGAAGGAAGCCGGUGCCGGAAGGUCAGAUUUCCGAUGCAGACCCAGCCUUGUUGCAGGCGCUGGCUGGUUCGGAUUGGCCUCUGGAUUACAUCAUGCCCAGUCUCGACACGCCGGAGGAGCUGGCAUCGUUCAUUGUAAGGACGUGCGGCAUGCUUCCGUGCAAGAUGAGAUUGCGCCGCAGCUCCAUCAAGAAAGUUAUCGAGGCCGACCCUACUGGCUGUGUUGACAAGCAGAUGCACCGAAAGAUUGGGCAAGAGAUCAAUGAGUUCAGUUCGGACUUUGAGGCAAAGUUGAAGGGCAGAGAAGACUUGACAAAGCAGCUCCGUCUGAUAGAAGCACCGGCUUCUACGCUGGCCUUGGACGUUCUUGUUUUGCAGAAGGUGGACGAUUCCGGCAAACGUGAUCUGCAGUUUCUUUCCCGGGAGGAUAUGGGGGAAAGGCCGGGCGGACAGUGUACUAGUCAGUGUCGAAUUGUGAGCAGCGCGUGGUUCAGCAUUGCCGGGAAUUGCGUUGAUCUGUGCAGGUUCUCCGAGUGCGGUGAAGAUGACGCCGCAAAAGCGAAGAGCGGGCUCCGCUGGCGCGGCGCAGCACUGACUGCCUCCAAGGUCGGAUCCCUUUUCGCUGGGUUUUGUCCUACAGGAAUUCCUACGAUGUACAACCACGUGCUGAAUGACAAGCUUCUCUGCAUCGUCGAUCUCAGCGAGGCGAUCGCUUGGUAUUGUCAUGUGAAGGAAAUCGACUCGGCAGCAGAAGGGUUCGUGCCACCUGCUUUGAAGGACGUCACGAAUUUCGUGGCCAACCAAUCAAUCGACGCAGCUUCCGUGGCUUUGGUGUCCAUGUCAGGGACGACGGUGUCCGCAGGCGACGUCGUGUACAUCCCUCCCUGUUCGUUGAUGGUCGAGAAGAGCAUCGGAGCAGGCACCAGUGUCGGAAUCAGGGACCUGCCUGCCGAGAUCAUGCAUCGAAUGACAAAGAAGUUGCCGUUCGAGAGAAUGGUGUCGCUGGGCGAAGCGGCCACAGGCGAUCGGGUGCCUGCGCCGGGCACGCCAGGGAGCAUGAGCAUGUUUAACGCCCCACCAGGCAGCGGCGUAGAGCCAGUGCCCACAGUGGCCCAAGACGGCACAGUGGCUUUGCAGGACCUUCAGCUGCCACAGGAUCUUAAGGAGUUGAUGGACGAGAUGAACAAAUUCAUUUUCACCAUGUCGGAUGAAGACCUUCGCGCAGAAGUGCCCGCGUCUCUCCUGGAUGUGGCCAGCUUUAACCGUCACAUCCAGGCGGUCGUGAAUCAUAGGUUCUACGAGGACUACCGCAAGUAUGUGGUGGUUGAACUCAUGGAAGAGGCUCUCCCAGAGACAGAUGAAGCUUGGCCGUGGAGCAUAUUGGACGAGGAAGGCGACCAAUUCGAGGAUUUGCUAGGCUGGUAUGCUUACAUGCGGAAGCGUGGUGCCAAGCAUGAAGCUGAGGCCAGCCAUUGCCAGCCAUGA